AUGCUUCCUUAUCUCCAACAUUUCAGACCUUCGACCGACCAAAAACCGCCCAUAAAAGCUCUCGACCCCCAACUUCCAGUAAGUUCCGUCCCCAUCAAAUCAAUCUAUCAACCCCACAUUUCCGUAGAUUUCGCCCUGCCAUCAUUUGCCAAUGGACGUCUUCCCACGGCCACCAAACACAUGAAAUUGUCCAUGAAAAGAUCGAAUUCGGAAACGAGGCCUCUGCCAAAAAUUGAGUAUGGCCGCUCGGAGAGCCGCGAGCAGUUGACCGAUUUGCGAGACGAAUUGUUCCAAGCGAAAAAGAAAGUGGCUGGCUACGAAAAAGAUAUGAGAAAAAUGGGCACUGAGAUGAAACGGAUGCAACGAGAUGCCGAGAAAAGAGAGACUUUCCUGGAGCGAAUUGUAACCGCGCAGUAUCACCCCACCGAGUUGAACGACACACAUUUGGCUCGCACGCUGACAUCAAUCAAGCGAAAGGAAAUGGCGAAGGAGAACCUGAUUGCUAUUCAAUCCAAGGAGUUGGAACGCCUACGAGCACUUCUCCGAGAUGUACCUGGUCCUUUGGAACACAAACAUCCUACACAAUCGAUGGAAAUUUCAGAAAUUCCAGAAUCGGAACCUAGCGAGGAGGAAGUAGAAUCCGAUUACCCUGAAGAUGACGAGUUAGAUGAGGUAUUCGAAACGCCCAAGAAAGAGACCACGAAGCUAAAAGGGUCCAGCAAGGAGAGGAAGGAAUUGGCUAAGAAAUACGCAGAGCAGAAUGAAAAAUUGAAGCAAAAACUGAAAGAGAUGAAAGCAAAUUAUGUGUCAAUCGUGGAGAAAAAUAAGAAGAAAGGGGAAGAGUUUGCGAAGCAAAUGGUAGAGAAAACCGAGGAAAUUAGUAUUGCCCUGGAUUCACUUCAAAAGGAGAAGGAGGAUUUGGCAGUUGCCAAAAAGAAGAAUGAAGAAGAGAUUGAUAAUUUGAAUCAGGAGUUGAUCGAGGCAUAUGGUGAAAUUGACGCAUUGAAAAUGCACAAUGAGAAACUACAAGAGAAUUUGAAAGAUCUAGAAGUUCGAUUCGGAAAUGUCAAUCUAAGCGACUAUGAGACCAAUAUCAUGCAUCCUCUAAAUAUACCUCGUCUCGACAUGACCGAUAUUGACGUUGAUGAAAACUGCACGUUGCACGAAUACACUGAUAGAAGUGUUUCAACCGAUAUUUCGGAAUAUGAUCAUGACAUUCUCGCCGGUGUGCUGGCAGAAAUUGCCGGUGCGCACUGUGAGCGGUUGCGAUUGAUUACCCAAGAAUAA
Messenger RNA from Caenorhabditis briggsae, 1287 nucleotides. The transcript is spliced from 9 exons. The record is from RefSeq and is a predicted model, not a curated record. Lineage: Eukaryota; Metazoa; Nematoda; Chromadorea; Rhabditida; Rhabditidae. Bases 1 to 1287 code for a protein of 428 amino acids.